Molecule: messenger RNA, 825 nt
Organism: Helobdella robusta
Lineage: Eukaryota; Metazoa; Annelida; Clitellata; Rhynchobdellida; Glossiphoniidae
Exons: 3
Coding region: 1-825 (274 amino acids)
Source: RefSeq, a predicted model, not a curated record
AUGAAGUUUAAAAACUGGAGUUCAACUCUCAUGAUGAUCUUGGUAGUUCAAGCAGCAACGAUAUCACUAUUAUCGUCAUCAGCAUCUCAAAAGAGGUUGUAUGAUAAACUGAGGCUGAAAACUGCACCUUUGUGCGCCGAUCCUUCGAAUGCAAGUUUAAUUCUUAACAAGAAUCGUCUGCAAUCAAGCCAAGUCCGCGAGAGUUUAUACGCUAGGAUGUGCGCCAUCCAGUGUCAAACGCUGAAUGGAGCCUGUUUCGCCUUUCAAGUGAACGUGAUGAAGUCUAUAAAUGAUGGAAACGCAUACGAUGUACGCUGCUACUCUUUCAAUGAUUUUAUUCAUAAUAUUUACAAACCCUCUCCAGAUGAUGACUGCUCCUUGUUCAUGGGUGCUAGUAAAUAUAAGAUCGUUGAUGUCUUGUCGUGGGGAUUCAAAGAUUCUUUGAAUUUAAAAGAAUUCGAUUGUCCUCCUAAGAAGCGAGGAGUGAAUCUAUACAAGUUGGACAUGCAGAGUCGCGCUGUGUACGACUCACAGAGUUACGAUUUAUUGGAUAACGCCGGCAAUGUUUUUAAGAUAAAAAACUAUUUGAUGAACACAGCCAAUGGAACUGUUGUUGUUUGUCGAACAUGCGACGAACCCUAUACCAACAUAAAUCAAAUAGUUCCCUAUUUGAAAAGUGUUAAUCUGGAUAUUUCGGCUGUGCAGUAUAGAGGGAAAUGGAUUUUCGUUUGGCAACAGGGCGCAUAUGAGAAGACGCUUUCUUAUGUUGAUAACUCCAAUGUUUCUCUCUCAAAGCAGUUUCUUAUUUACAAUAUGGGUUUGUAA